This is a messenger RNA of Botrytis fragariae, 1191 nucleotides long. Its product is annotated as putative thioesterase domain protein. Gene Ontology annotation, biological process: secondary metabolic process. Bases 1 to 1191 code for a protein of 396 amino acids. Gene Ontology annotation, molecular function: CoA-ligase activity. The record is from RefSeq and is a predicted model, not a curated record. NCBI's taxonomy places the organism in Eukaryota, Fungi, Ascomycota, Leotiomycetes, Helotiales, Sclerotiniaceae. The transcript is spliced from 2 exons.
AUGCAGCUCCAAAAUUUGUAUCUUUUGUUGAAGGAGAAAGCAGAAAGCUAUCCGGAUAAAGGAAUCACUUUCUACAGCCUUGGAAAGAUCAAUACCGCUGGAUAUGAACUCAAGUAUCCAGCGUUGCUCUAUCUAGCCAAAGAGAACUCCUACCGUAUCCACCAGAUGUGCUUGGAGUCAAACACAAUCAUUCUUCUUCACUUCAAUACACAUCUGGAUAAUCUUGUUUGGUUUUGGUCGGUCGUCUGCGUAGGAUACAUACCUGCAUUAUCAACCCCUUUCAAGAGCAACGUUGAACAGCGUCAAAAACACAUUCUCCAUCUUCACUCUGUUUUAGACAAGCCACUGUGCCUUACGAGAAGAACCUUGCUUCCAGAAUUCGCCAGUCAGGAUGUCCUCAGAAUUCAAACGAUCGAUGAUCUUCCACCGGUGCCCAAAGAUUUUGAUGGCUACAGCAUGCGAGGUGGAAUUUUCUGCCCUCUUGACCAAGUUACCCUCAAAAAAUCGGGAUCUUUAGCCCUGCUCAUGCUCACCUCCGGGAGCACUGGUAAUGCUAAAGCCGUUCGCUUAACUCAUGGUCAAAUUCUGGCUUCAGUUGAAGGCAAGAGCAAAGCACAUUCAACAAGGGGACAGCUUCCGUUUCUCAACUGGAUUGCUUUCGAUCAUGUAGCUUGUGUGAGUGAAAAUCACCUCCAUGCACUCUGGGUGGGAGCAGCCCAAAUCAUGGUCCAAGCUGAAGAUAUUGUACCGAAUCCGCUGUCGUUUCUCAGUUUGAUUAACAGACAUCAAGUUGCUAUUUCUUUCGCACCGAACUUCUUCCCAGCUAGUCUGAGGCGGGCAUUGGAGAAUGUUGAUAGACCCACGCUAAGAAAUAUCAUCGACAUCUCAUGUUUACAGACCAUUGUGUCUGGAAGCGAGGCUAAUUUGAUGGAAACUGCCGUUGCUCUGACGAAGCUUCUGAAAGACUACGGAGCGUCAGAUCCAGUGUGUCCUCGCCAUGAUGUAAAACAUAAUCAAGAAUUUGCAUCUGUGGGAUACAGCAUUGACAGCAUGUAUAUGAGAAUUACGAACACAGACGGUCAAGAUAUUGGACGAAAUAUCGUGGGGAAUCUGGAAGUUCGUGGUGCCGUAGUUUUCUCGGGAUACCACAACGAUCCAGAGGCAACCAAGGAUUCUUUUAAUGGCGACUGA